Molecule: messenger RNA, 342 nt
Organism: Darwinula stevensoni
Lineage: Eukaryota; Metazoa; Arthropoda; Ostracoda; Podocopida; Darwinulidae
Source: the annotation of a GenBank genome assembly
UUUGCAGAUAGGUGGGAAAGAAAUAUUUAAGUGAAUUUUCUGGUGGAAAUCAUGUCUGGAUACCCCUACUCUGGCCAGGAUGGCUUUUACUCAACUGGUGAUCAACAGUUCUCCUAUGACAUAGGCUCUGGGUUUGGGCAAGAGCAAUCAUUCCAGACCUUUGAUUAUGGUCAGCAGGCCUCAUAUGGACAAAGUACAUACAUGACUCCUCAGCAGCCUGGAUUUGGCCCAGGAGCUCCAUUCAGCACAGCCAAGUUUGGAGAGAAUGAGACUGAGGAUGAGCCUCCUCUUCUUGAAGAAUUGGGUAUCAAUCCAGAACACAUCAUCCAGAAGGUGAGUUAG